Molecule: messenger RNA, 345 nt
Organism: Sinocyclocheilus rhinocerous
Lineage: Eukaryota; Metazoa; Chordata; Actinopteri; Cypriniformes; Cyprinidae
Exons: 1
Coding region: 1-345 (114 amino acids)
Source: RefSeq, a predicted model, not a curated record
AUGGUCGAACAUCUGCAGCAUGUUGCGGAGGUCCUGAAAUGCCUGAGAGAAUUCCACCUCUUCCUCAAAGCAGAAAAGUGCUCUUUCCACCAGUCCUCAGUGCAGUUUCUUGGUUACAGCAUCAGCAGCCGGGGCAUCCAGAUAGACGAGAGGAAAGUGGAGGCCAUAAGAAACUGGCCAACUCUGACUACCAUCAAGGAACUCAAGUGCUUAUUAGGCUUUGCAAACUUGUACAGACGGUUCUUUCAGAACUACAGCACUAUCACUAGUCCACUCACCAGCCUGCUGAAAAACAAGCCCAAGUCUCUGUCCUGGUCACCAUCUGCCACCGAAGCUUUCCAAUGA